AUGGAAGAAAGUCGAUUCGAGACGAGUGAGUUACAGGCAUCGUUCAUGAUGUCGACUCCUUUAUGGUCCGAUUCAUGGAGAUUAUGCAACGCAGCGAAUUUCUCAAGGAGUAUUCAGAUCCACCACGUCGCCGGAAUCAUGUAUGUUGCUUUACCGGCGGUGGAGAUGAUUCAGUUGGGAGAUCUUGUGGGCUUGGAAGUCGCCGGAGUUGGAGUUUUCUCCGGUUUAUCAGCAGCAUUAGCCUCCGGUGAGCCACCGCCUAUGGUCGACUCUGCCAUACUCAACCUCUUCCUUCAAUCAAAGAUCAUAGAAGGAUUGGAAUUAGAAGGAAGAAAGAAGGUGGUGAUAACCGGACAUUCAACCGGCGGCACAUUGGCCGCACUCACCGCACUUUGGCUUCUCUCUCAACCUUCUCCGCCGUCAUUCUCUCUCCUCUGCAUCACCUUUGGCUCUCCUCUGCUCGGAAACCAAUCUCUCUCUUCCUCAAUUUCCCGAUCACGUCUAGCUCACAACUUCUGCCACGUGGUCUCAGUCCACGACCUCGUUCCAAGAAGAAGCGGUGAACAAUUCUGUCCAUUUGGAACAUAUCUCUUCUGUUCCGACAAUGGAGCUGUCUGUUUAGACAACGCUGCUUCAGUUCGUAAAAUGUUUCUUAUACUCAACAACACAACAAGAGCUCCAAACAUUGAGGAACAUCUUAGGUACGGACACUAUGUGUCAGCACUCUCUCUCCAGUUUCUUAAAUCAAGAAGCUUUCUUGGUGGGAAUAUCUCAGACAAUAGCUAUCAAGAUGGUGUUGCAUUAGCGGUUGAAUCUCUAGGGUUCUCUAAUGAUGAACCAAGUGGCGUAUCUGCCAAGGAAUGUAUAAAAACAGCUACAAGAGUCGGUCGUGCUCCGAUUUUGAGAGCCACUGAGUUAGCUGUUGAGCUUGGUAAUAUCUUGCCAUCUCGACUCGAGAUUCAAUGGUACAAAGAACGUUGCGACGCGUCGGAAGAGAAACUCGGUUACUACGAUUUCUUCAAAAGGCAUUCGAUGAAAAGAGACUACAAGGUGAACAUGAGCCGGUUAAGGCUAGCUAGGUUUUGGGACAGAGUGCUUNAAAUGAUUGAGAAGAAUGAGUUACCUUUUGAUUUUCAUUUGGGGANUAAAUGGAUUUACNCAUCUCAAUUCUAUCAACUCUUAGCCGAGCCACUCGACAUUGCGUAUUUCUAUAAGNAUAGAGAUCCAAGGAGUGAUGGGCAUUACUUGGAGNANGGGAAUAGACCUAAAAGGUAUGAAGUGAUUGAUAAGUGGUGNAGAAGAGAAAGGNAGCCUGUGAAAGAGAAGNUUGNGAGAAGCAGAUACGCGANUACGACGCAAGAUACUUGCUUNUGGGCUAAGCUUGAGGAAGCAAAAGAGUGGUUGGAUGAGAUAAGAAGCGAGAAUAGUACUGAUGCGCAAAGGCGGUCUUUGUUAUGGGGAAAGAUUGUUGGAUUUGAGAGUUAUGCGGAUACAUUGGUGAAGAAGAUGGAGGUNUCGAAGGAUGUUUUGGCGGAGAGGUCGAGUUACAGUGUUUGGAUGGAUAAUCUGAGAGAUUUCAAGUUUAGAAUGGGUAAUGGCAUUGAGAUGGUUGUUGAUCAUGAGAGUCAUGACGCGAUGAAGACUUAG
Arabis nemorensis is the source of this 1647-nucleotide messenger RNA. NCBI's taxonomy places the organism in Eukaryota, Viridiplantae, Streptophyta, Magnoliopsida, Brassicales, Brassicaceae. The record is from the annotation of a GenBank genome assembly.